Messenger RNA from Cryptosporidium ubiquitum, 1869 nucleotides. RefSeq lists its product as uncharacterized. NCBI's taxonomy places the organism in Eukaryota, Apicomplexa, Conoidasida, Eucoccidiorida, Cryptosporidiidae. Bases 1 to 1869 code for a protein of 622 amino acids. The record is from RefSeq and is a predicted model, not a curated record. The transcript has a single exon.
AUGUUUCCUAAAGACAAACAAGAAAUGAAAAUUUUGGACGAAAAUCUUGGCGAGUUGGAUGCAACUGUUAAACACCUCGAAAACGAAAUAUUUAUGAAGAAAAAACAAUUCUUCUCUCAAACAGACCUGAAACCUGUAGAUAUUUCCCAAGUCUCUGAGAUUAACAAUCAAGAAAUGAUUAAGUCUCCAAUAAAAGAAACUAGAAUCGUCCCUAAGAGUGAAUUAGAUAAUGAAAACGCAGAUUCUAGUAAAGAUGAAUUCCAGAUUAAUGAGAACCUUGAAAAUGAAAAUUUUAUUCCUGAGGAAUACAUCCAAAAUGAUGACGGAGUGAAAAAAGCCAUUUCAACUAACAUAUCCCCAAAAAAUUCGGUAAUAAUAGAUCAAAACACUGAAUCCAGUUUUUCUUAUUCUAAUGUAUGUGAGUCUUCAACAAACUUGAAAUUAAUCCACGAAAAAGAAGAGAUCCCAUUGGAUUUACAAAGUUCAAUUCCAAUUCAGCUCCAACAGCCUCCUCAGAUUCCUAUAUUACAACCACAACCAAAUUCUCAGCCUCACAUUAAUCCAUUUAUGAUUCAACCAAUGCAAAUGCCUCCUCAUGCCCACGGAGGAGUUCAGUUAAAACCAAUUCCAAUUCAUAAACAAUCACAUGAUCAUUUUCACUUAGCCCCUCAAGCCACAGCUUUUCAACCGGGUCAAUCUCAAGUUCAUUUAAAUCCUAGAAUUCAGUCAAUCCCAGGAAUGAUACAGAGUCAGCAUCCCUUCCCACUUCAUCCACACCAUAAUGCUCCAAUGCCUCCAGUUCCCUCAACAAAUAUGCAAAUUCCUUUACCCGUCCCCAUGCAAAUGCCUAUUCCUGUCCCCAUUCCAAUGCAAAUGUCGGUCCCUGUGCAAGUCCCAAUGCAAGUCCCAAUGCAAGGCCCAAUGCAAGUCCCAAUGCAAGCUCCAAUGCAAGUCCCGUUGCAAGCUCCAAUACAAAUCCCAAUGAAAGCUCCAAUGCAAGUCCCGUUGCAAGCUCCAGCUCUGGGGUCUAUGCAAAUCCCCAAUAUGAACUCUCCUUACCUUCUAACCGAUUCAAAUAUGCAAAUUCAAUUAGACCCAACAGCUCCUAACUCAGUAGGCACUCCUCCACCCAAUAUGGGGCCCCCUUCGCACAUUCAAACUCCAAUUUCUUCAGAAAUUGCUCCUGGUUUUCCUUCUGGGAUAACGGGUUCUGUUGGAGUUACGGGGUCAUUUCCAGCAGCAGGUUCAGGGCCAAAUAUCCCAAACCCUCUUGGAAUGGACUCUCAAAUGCUCGCAAAAUACUUGCUAACAGCAAUGGCAGAGGAGUGUUUAAAUAAAAAGAAGUCAACCAAAGUUGAAGAUGGAAACUUAGCUUCAAAAAAUCAGACUUAUGUUUCUGAAUCUGGCCCCUCAAGUGUCUCGAGUACAUUAUUCCCGGCCCCAAAUAUCCGUCCUCUUAUCCAACCACCAAAAGUAGAAAUUGAUUUUAAUUCCCCCACAUGCUUUUCACAAGAUGUAUUUAAGAAGAAAUGCAAGAGAAAACCCAAAGUAACAUCAAACAAUAGCAUUCCAAAGAUUGAUGGUCAAUUCCUAUUUUCCGAUCAGAAUCCGAUGGUAAAUAAUCAUGGACUCAACCCGGAAUUGGAAGCAAAUCCCGAUCAACAGUCCCAAAUAUCUCCCCCUUCCUCUCCGACAUGCUUCUCAUUUAAAGCUUCCGUCCCAGUAAGUAUACUUGGAGACAACCCAUUUUCUGAAUCUAUCACGAAGAUGGUUACCAAUAAAGUUUCUCAGUGUCAUCCUCAUCAAUAUAUGCCUAAUAGUAGUUUUAAUAUUAAAUCUGGGUAUAACUUACCGAUUCAUCUGCAAUAA